Molecule: messenger RNA, 1863 nt
Organism: Mauremys reevesii (Reeves's turtle)
Lineage: Eukaryota; Metazoa; Chordata; Testudines; Geoemydidae
Gene: USP18
Product: ubiquitin specific peptidase 18
Exons: 10
Coding region: 18-1148 (376 amino acids)
Biological process (GO): protein deubiquitination
Cellular component (GO): nucleus; cytosol
Molecular function (GO): cysteine-type deubiquitinase activity; cysteine-type endopeptidase activity
Source: RefSeq, a predicted model, not a curated record
GUUGCGUUGUGCUGUUGAUGGGCCAGGGAAUUGGCUGCCCAGAGAAAAGCAGAAAGUCAGAGCCGGCACUAAAUCAGAGCAUGAGGAAGGCGGAAAAUGGAGAAGAGGGCAGAGAGGAAGCUGUGGAGAGAGGUGACAAGCAGCUAAGAGCUCUCAGUGGUGCGGCAGACUUAAACAAUGGAGCCAUUGGGCUGUACAAUAUGGGACUGAGCUGCUGCCUGAAUUCUCUGCUUCAGGUGUUCUUCAUGAACAUACACUUCACUGUGAUACUGCGAAGGAUCAAAGUGCCGACAGAACAUAUAGAACAAAAGAAGAGUGUCCCAUACCAAAUGCUCUUGCUGUUGGAACAGAUGCAGCGUAGCAAACAGAGAGCCGUGUAUCCCCAGGAACUUGUCCGCUGUCUCACUUUGCACAAUUUGAAACUGUUUGUCCAGUAUGAUGCUGCUCAACUCUUCCUGAGCCUCUGGAACCUGAUUAAGAGUCAGAUCACAGACGGGCAGCUGGCUGACAGGUUGACCACGCUGUACACUAUCCGGGUGCAGGAGUAUCUGGUUUGUCAGAAGUGCUCCUUUGAAACAAAGAGGGACAGCAACAUGUUAACCCUCCCACUCCCAAUGUUUAAUUCCUGUUCUCAGCGACUGAAGACACUGGAGGAUUCCCUGCGUUGCUUUUUCCAGCCUGAACAGCUGACUGACAGCAACAUGUGUCUCUGUGAACAGUGUGAAAGGAAAACACCGUGUCUGCAAGGCAUGAGGCUAACAUGUCUGCCACACACUCUUACCCUUCACCUAAAGCGCUUCUACUACAGGAAAUCUUCCUGGACUCAGAAGAUCAGCUACUCUCUGCCUUUUCCACAAAGCCUUGAUUUCAACCAGAUCCUGACACAAGAGCAGUAUCAUCCAGAUGCCAAAGAGAAGGCAGAUUGGCAGUAUGAUCUCUUUGGUGUUGUUGCUCACUCGGGAUUAGCCAGCUUUGGUCACUACUGUGCCUACAUUUGGAGUCUCACAGAAGGCAAAUGGUACUGCUUCAAUGAUUCCAGUGUCUGUCAGGUAUCAUGGGAUGAUGUCAAAUGUACCUAUGGAAAUUCACAUACCCGCUGGGGUGAAACUGCCUAUCUCCUGGUUUACAUGAGAAAGAAUCCCCAGUAGCCACAUCCAGGCGGGCUUCAGGGACCUGGGGGCUCUACUCAGGCCCCACCCUAUUUAUGGAAUCUGACAACCGUGCUCCAAGAAGACUAUCUAUGAAUCCAUCAAUACAGCAGAGUGGGAGACAUGAACUCAGUUCAGCAAUGACACGUCACUGUGUAUAGUGUGUAUAUGGGGGAAUGGAAUGGUUCUGUGGGGGAAUGUGACCACCCCCUGUGUUGUCUCAGACGUACCCUCAGCCUCUACUUCCUGGAACUUGAUAUGUAUCAGACAACAGAGAAGAGCAACCACUUCCCUCUCCUGCUCUCUGUCCUGUGCUGCCCACAGAGCUUGCAAGCAUCCUCCCUGCCUGAACAAUCCUCAGUCAACUUAGUAAGUGUUCAAAUCAAGAUCAACAAAAGGAGAAACACAGUUGGGAUGCACAGUCCCCAAUGUGCUAACAGGGUGGGUGGCGCCAGGGUGGGAUGGUGUUUGGGGCUGGAUCACCUCAGUUAGCAAGAAGUUGGAGAAUUAUCAGUCACUUUUUGUGGGGGGAGGGAGGUAAAUGACACCCCCAAAUCGCCUUCCCCUGGAUAUGCACAUUGGAGGCUGCUGCUGUUUCAGUGCACCCCCAGCAGCAGCAAGCUGCUGUUGCGGAUGCACUGAAGCAGCAGCAACAGGGUCUGUUCCCACUCUCCCCCCCAGCCUGCUCCUCUCACUCACCCCUGGGGUUCUCAGG